AUGGAGAGAUUACAAAGAUUGCUCGGUGGCGGAAAUGGAUUGGGUGGAUCUGGCGGACCAUCACUGACAGAUUCACCGGCGAUCGAUGAUGCUGAAACCGUAUACAUAUCUUCUUUGGCACUCUUGAAGAUGCUUAAGCAUGGCCGUGCUGGUGUACCUAUGGAGGUCAUGGGGUUAAUGCUAGGAGAAUUUGUAGAUGAUUUCACAAUCCAUGUUAUUGAUGUUUUUGCUAUGCCACAAUCUGGUACAGGUGUGUCUGUCGAGGCUGUUGAUGAUGUAUUCCAAACGAAGAUGAUGGACAUGUUGAGACAAACUGGACGUGACCAAAUGGUUGUGGGUUGGUACCACUCACACCCUGGAUUUGGUUGUUGGCUUUCCUCUGUUGAUGUGAACACUCAGCAGAGUUUUGAGCAGUUGAACAAAAGAGCGGUUGCAGUGGUCAUUGACCCCAUUCAAUCGGUCAAGGGAAAAGUGGUGAUCGACGCAUUCAGAACUAUUGAUGCUAGCACAUUAAUGAGAGGCCAGGAGCCCAGACAGUCGACCUCUAAUGUUGGCCACUUGAACAAGCCUUCAAUUCAAGCACUCAUUCACGGGCUCAACAGGCAUUACUACUCGUUGAAUAUUGACUACCACAAGACCCUGUACGAAACAAAUAUGCUAUUGAAUCUUCACAAGAAAUCGUGGCAAAGUGGAUUAAAGAUGGUUGAAUAUGAUCAUGCUGAACAUGAAAACUUGGAAAACAUUCAGAGUUUAGUGAGAAUUGCGAAGCUUUACAAUGAUAGAGUUGCCGAGGAGAAAGAGUUGCUGGAGGAGCAGUUGAAGACCAGAUAUGUUGGAAAGCAAGAUCCUAAGAAGCAUCUUGCUGAAACUUCAGAUAAAAUCAUAGAAGAUAAUAUCACUUCAUUACUCACUAGCAAUGUCAACUCACUUGCUAUACAAUAA
Messenger RNA from Sungouiella intermedia, 942 nucleotides. The record is from the annotation of a GenBank genome assembly. NCBI's taxonomy places the organism in Eukaryota, Fungi, Ascomycota, Pichiomycetes, Serinales, Metschnikowiaceae.